Molecule: messenger RNA, 4166 nt
Organism: Drosophila erecta
Lineage: Eukaryota; Metazoa; Arthropoda; Insecta; Diptera; Drosophilidae
Gene: l(2)gl
Product: lethal(2) giant larvae protein
Exons: 9
Coding region: 507-3986 (1159 amino acids)
Biological process (GO): regulation of establishment or maintenance of cell polarity; regulation of Notch signaling pathway; establishment of spindle orientation
Cellular component (GO): cytoplasm; plasma membrane; cortical actin cytoskeleton
Molecular function (GO): syntaxin binding; GTPase activator activity; myosin II binding
Source: RefSeq, a predicted model, not a curated record
UAUUUAUUUUUCCAAUGCUGUACUUACAAAUACAUCUAUUUCGUAUGCGACGCAGCAUUGUAAUUUCAUUAAAAAGAAGUACAUUUGUACAUACACAUUGCAGAGAGUACGGAUCGGUCAUCUUGCAUCUCAUUUUUCCGAAUGUACAUAUACACGAAUACACAUAUACGUAUGCAUAUGUAUGCAUGUUCAUUAAACCGCCUACAUGGCAGUCUUUGAAGUUCUAUGAAAAUAAGCACAACUAGUUUGGCAACUCUUACAAGCCAAUAUUUGUCUACUGACUUUUCUAUGGCUUUAAGAAUGUAGAACAGUCUUUGUUAAAUAACUUUCGAUUAUCGUUUACAACAAUAAUAUAAAUGGAGCAUCUAUAUCUAUUACAUUUUAUAUUAAUAAUAUAAUUUAAAUACCAUAUUCCGGGUUUAUUCUUAAUAUUAAUUAAAUACGGCCGCAAUUAAAUAUAAAUAUCUAUUCAGCGAAACCAACCCACCAUAUAAGUGUAACCAAUCAUGUUAAAGUUUAUCCGAGGAAAAGGACAGCAGCCCAGUGCCGAGAGACAACGCCUACAGAAGGACCUUUUUGCUUAUCGUAAGACGGCACAGCAUGGCUUUCCUCAUAAGCCUUCGGCUCUUGCGUAUGAUCCAGUUUUAAAAUUAAUGGCAAUAGGAACGCAAACAGGGGCUUUAAAGGUUUUCGGUCAACCAGGAGUUGAAUUGUACGGACAGCAUACCUUGGUGAACAAUUCUGGAUCUGAGCUUAAUGUACAGUUACUUGAAUGGGUUUAUGGAACUGGUCGUAUACUUUCCUUGACUGCUGCGAAUCAAUUAAUUCUAUGGGAGCCCGUUGGAACAACGUUGCUGCCAAUCAAAACACUACCAUUCGACGGAAAACUUAAAAAAGUUUCAUCGCUGUGCUGUUCCUUCAGUAAGGAUCUGCUAUGGAUUGGAACUGAAGGUGGCAACAUCUAUCAACUUGAUUUACACACAUUUACCAUUAAGGAACCUGUAAUUUACCAUGACGUUGUGUUAGAACAGGUGCCACCAGCCUACAAGCUAAACCCUGGUGCAAUUGAAUCAAUCCGCCAACUUCCAAACUGCCCUAGCAAACUGCUCGUUGCUUACAAUCGCGGCCUGUGUGUUUUAUGGGAUUUUGAAACAGCUUCUGUCGAGCGAGCAUACAUAGCCCCUGGACAUGGGCAGAGCGUUGGUCUUUCAGUGAAUUUCGGAGGAACUGAAUUUAGCUGGUAUCAUGCUGAUGGUUCGUACGCCACUUGGAGCAUAGAUAACCCAGAACCACCAUCGAAUGUUAACUACGUGCCUUAUGGACCUGAUCCAUGCAAGAGCAUAAAUCGACUGUAUAAAGGCAAGAGAAGAUCCAACGAUGUAAUUGUUUUUUCAGGCGGCAUGCCACGUUCAGCAUAUGGUGAUCACAAUUGUGUGUCCGUGCACGCCAGUGAUGGGCAAAAAGUGUGUCUUGACUUUACGUCUAAAGUGAUUGACUUUUUUGUAACCUUUAAAGAUAAUAGUGACGUCGCUGAAGUUCUUGUUGUACUACUUGAAGAAGAACUAUGCGCCUACGAUCUUACUGACUCCAAUAUUUCUGCUAUCAAAGCGCCAUAUCUUCACUCUGUGCAUGCAUCAGCUGUUACCUGCAAUUACCUUGCUUCUCAAGUUACACAGCCGGUAUAUGAAAGCAUUUUACGUGCUGGGGAUGAACAAGACAUUCACUAUAGCAAUAUUAGCUGGCCUAUUACCGGCGGUACUCUCCCGGAAGACUUAGAAGAAUCUGUAGAAGAAGACACGUCUAAGCUUUACGAGAUUCUGUUAACUGGUCACGAAGAUGGUUCUGUUAAAUUUUGGGACUGUACUGGAGUGUUACUUAAACCAAUUUAUAAUUUUAAAACUAGCAGCAUUUUUGGUAGUGAGUCAGACUUCCGAGAUGACGCAGCAGCAGAUAUGAGUGCGGAACAAGUCGAUGAAGGAGAGCCGCCAUUUAAAAAAUCAGGUGUUUUUGAUCCCUAUUCGGAUGAUCCUCGUUUGGCAGUGAAGAAAAUAGCAUUCUGCCCAAAAACCGGACAACUUAUUGUUGGUGGCACAGCGGGCCAAAUUGUCAUAGCCGACUUCAUAGACGUACCCGAAAAAGUAUCUUUGAAAUACAGCUCAAUGAAUUUGGUCAGCGACCGUGAUGGCUUUGUUUGGAAGGGUCACGAUCAGUUAAAUGUGCGAUCUAACUUAUUAGACGGAGACGCGAUUCCUACAACGGAACGUGGUGUAAAUAUAUCAGGAGUGCUGCAGGUUUUGCCGCCAGCGAGCAUUACAUGCAUGGCACUUGAAGCAAGUUGGGGACUUGUAUCUGGUGGGACUGCGCACGGUUUAGUACUCUUUGACUUCAAAAACUUUGUUCCUGUAUUUCAUCGCUGCACAUUAAACCCGAAUGAUCUCACUGGAGCAGGAGAGCAGCUGUCUCGUCGAAAGUCUUUUAAGAAAUCAUUGAGGGAGUCAUUUAGAAAGCUUCGGAAGGGUCGUUCGACUAGGAACAACCAGAGCAAUCAGGUACCAACAACGCUGGAAGCUCGACCAGUCGAGAGACAAAUAGAGGCACGAUGUGCAGACGACGGACUGGGAUCCAUGGUUCGAUGUUUGCUAUUUGCCAAAACCUAUGUUACUAACGUCAACAUUACGUCACCAACUUUAUGGUCAGCAACAAAUGCCAGUACCGUCUCAGUUUUUCUUUUGCAUUUGCCACCAGCGCAGACUGCUGCAACUGCCGUUCCGUCGGCAAGUGGCAAUGGACCACCACAGAUGCCGCGCCGCGUUUCCGCCCAGCUUGCUAAAGAAAUUCAAUUAAAACAUCGUGCACCUGUGGUGGGUAUUUCUAUUUUUGAUCAGGCGGGUAGCCCUGUCGAUCAGCUAAACGCCGGUGAAAACGGUAGUCCACCGCAUCGUGUCCUUAUUGCUUCCGAGGAACAGUUUAAAGUAUUUUCACUUCCGCAACUAAAGCCGAUCAACAAAUAUAAGCUUACCGCUAACGAGGGUGCUCGAAUUAGGCGCAUCCAUUUCGGUUCGUUUAGUUGUCGCAUAUCGCCGGAGAUUCUGCAGAGUAUGCACGGUUCUAGCCCAACUAAGUCCACACGCUCAUAUGGCGACGGAGAGGCGGCUGCUAAUAUCAGUGGAAGCUUGUCUGGUGGUCGUGGAGAUGUGUAUAACGAAACUGCAUUGAUAUGUUUAACGAAUAUGGGCGAUAUCAUGGUUUUAUCAGUACCUGAAUUAAAAAGACAGCUUAAUGCCGCAGCAGUGCGAAGGGAAGACAUUAAUGGAAUUUCGUCACUUUGCUUUACAAACUCAGGAGAAGCCCUUUAUAUGAUGUCUUCUUCUGAACUGCAGCGUAUUGCAUUAGCCACGUCAAGAGUAGUGCAACCCGCUGGCAUUGUUCAAGUAGAACCAUUAGAAAAUGAAGAGUCUGUGCUAGAAGAAAUUGAUGUAGAUAAUGAUAAGGAAACAUAUGCAUGUGAUGAAGUCGUGAAUACAGAUACAGAUCCACCAGCGAUUACAACAUCCACACGAAUUGCAGAGGAAAACGUUGAUAGAAAUAGUCUUCAGCAAAUUAAUGGAGUCUACAUGUCCAAUUCACCUAAUCAAGCUAACGAAACUAUCAGCAGCUCUAUUGGCGAUAUUACAGUUGACUCGGUGCGUGACCAUUUAAAUCUGACGACAACCACGUUGUGUUCUAUUAAUACAGAGGAGACCAUUGGUCGCCUAUCUGUGCUUAGCACGCAAACCAACAAAGCCACUACAACCGUGAACAUGAGCGAUAUUCCAAAUAUAAAUAUUUCCAAUUUAGAGGACUUGGAAUCAAAAAGAAAUACGACGGAGACAAGUAGUAGUUCUGUAGUAAUUAAAUCUAUAAUUACAAACAUAUCUCACGAAAAAACAAACGGAGACACCAAAAUAGGAACGCCAAAAACAGCGCCCGAAGAAAGCCAAUUUUAAUAAAUAAAAUUAUAUGCGAUUUGGAUACCAACAGAAAUGACAAAUGAUAAUAUUAGAAAUUUAUUUGUAAUUUGGCUUAGGCGAUAAUCUUGGAGAAUACUGUUCCAAACCCAUAUACUAUAUUCAUGAUUUUAAGUUGACCGCGACUGUUAUGUAAUGGUAAUAUAUCAUGUAUUUUCA